This is a messenger RNA of Spodoptera exigua (beet armyworm), 2940 nucleotides long. The record is from the annotation of a GenBank genome assembly. Lineage: Eukaryota; Metazoa; Arthropoda; Insecta; Lepidoptera; Noctuidae.
AGUUGUUUUCUUCCUGCCCAAGUUUUACGAUUGUGAUUAUUUUGUGAUUAGUCCAAAUAAUAUUUUUUGGAAUUGAUCCAAAAUAUUAAAAUCGUGUCUGUUUGUGUGUAUACAGCGGUUGAAGUCGUCGUUUAUUUGUGACUUUUUCGUUUUCCUUUGUCUCAUGGAGUUUGCAUUACAUCCAUUUUAAUUUUUAUCAAUGUGAAGUGUUGCUCUGUUCUUCUGUGAUUAUUUUUACGAACCAGUUUUGAUAAUGGAAAUGGAAGUUCCAAAUCCUGAAAAUGGGUCAAAACAGGACUUAAACGACAGCGGAUGCGUCCAAGAUACAUCCGUGAUUGAGAAUGGCUACGUCAGCAGUCUGCAUCUCCUGGACUUGUCUGAUGAUGCACUGCUUUGCAUCCUGAAGUUCUGUGACCCCAUGGCACUGAAGGCAAUCGGACACACGUGCCCCCGUCUCGGAGCUUUAGUCUGCGAUCGCUCGCUCUGGCAGCGCGUCGACGCGAGAACGACUCCGAUGGGCAAGAAAAGGAUCCGGUGGAUGUUGAACAAUUGCCUCUCUCAUAGCACUACUGAGCUCAAGAUUGCUGGAUACGCCAAUAAGUUUAGCAGAUGUCUCGGCAUUCAAGAUCUCCAAUGGCCUGUACCAGCUGAGUCAACCGGUAUUGACGUGGAGCAUUUUCUGCUUCGCAUGUGGUACCCUCAUCUUCCUAGAUUCGUGGUACCGCCUCGCUGGCCGAAUAAGGCAGAAGUGGAAAGAAGAGCUCAAAGGCAAGCUAAGAAGCGCAAAGCAGAACCGUCCUGCUCCAAAGAAGACCCUGAAGAAGAAAGACCGUACGACGACGGCUUCCCAAAAGACCUUGAUGAUGGUCUUUCGAAGGAGUGCAAGGGUCCACAGUUCUCAUUAUCAGCUGCUAUUAUGAAGGAACUGAUGGAGACUUGUGAAAAUCUGACGACGCUUUAUUUGGAAUAUUGUAAUGUGGAUUAUCGAACGACGAAUAUCCGUCUGUUCCCGAAGAAACUCAAGAAAUUAUCGAUGCGCGGAUCAAGAUGUUAUAAUCUACCUCUAAAUGUGUCUUAUCUGGCUAAAGUCCAUGAGAUACUUCCUGACCUUGAGUAUUUAGACGUAUCGGAAUGUGAUUGGUUCGAACCCGCCUCCUUGAUGACGAUUAGCAAGCUCCCCAAACUGACUGAAGUAUACAUGAGGGACUGUAAAAGACUCACAGAAUGCGUGGCGUAUGCUUCCCUAUCAACAAGAUAUGGAUUCCGAAAGUUACGGCGUCAUCAUCAUCAUCAUCAUCAUCAUCAUCAUCAUCAUCAUCAUCAUCAUCGUCAUCAUCGUCAUCAUCAUCAUCAUCAUCAUCAGUCGGAAGAUCCUUCACAUCGAACCACAACUCGCCACCUGCAUCCAUUAGCUCUCCGCGACUCUGACCAUGUCGUAUUCGACUCCCGCGGCUCCCCUCUAGCAGAUUCGGAGAUAUCAUCGCUGGGUUGGUUGCCAGAGCUUCAGGAGCUGUACUGUUCCCCACCAGACGUGCUGAACACGCUAUCAGAACAUACCCACUCCUGGAAAGACACGAAGACUGAGUUCCCCGAACUUGAAGAUUGGGAAAUUGAUGAGCCGGAGUACUACAGGGCGAAGUCUCCAUCGGCUGCGGAGGCUGAUGAGGAUGACUCGUGUGAUGCCACGGAGCGCCCCAGUGACCUUUUACGCGAAAACCCGAUGUGGUCCAACGAGAGACGCGUCAUAGUAAUUCAACCUAAUACGGCGCGAAUAAUCAACGGACAGUACGCGAACCCGCGCGAACGACAAGACGAGCCUCAACCGGGACCCGGAAUGGUGCAAAUACCUAUACCAGCGGAACCCAGGCAACAGCCUCAACCGGGCCCCGCUCAACCGGGCCCCUCGCCUCAACCGGGCCCCUCACCUCAACCAGAGGCGGGUCCAUCGAAACGUCGCGCCCAACCAGAUGAGCCCAACGAAGGUAAAAGGCCCCGCAUGCAACCGGAUAACGAAGAAAACCAUGUCAAUAACAAUGAAGAAGUUUCCCCGCCCGUUAGACUGCGGUACGUCAACUUAUACGGUCAAUCGCCCCCUGAAAACAGGGCCGCCCCACCCAACGCCCACGACCGCCCACUAUCCAGAGACUUAAUCUUCAAUGCAGACUCUCCUUUUAAUAUAAGCAACCAUGUCGGCUAUCACCUAGUAUCCGACACCGCUAUAUUACGAUUCGGAAGAGCGGAGAACGAAAAUGUGAAUUACGUUCACAUAGGCCGGUCUAGGGGCAACCCGGACGAGAAUCAAACCUUCGACCAUAGACCUGAUAGGGCUAAUUUAAGGAUAUUAUCAGCGACCGGAUAUAGGCAUAUCACCAACAGAAGCUUAGAACAUUUAGCCACAGCGGCACCGCAUUUGUUACAUAUAGAUUUUACAGACACAGGCGUCACGGCGAGCGGGGUCGAGAUUUUUAAAGCUAUAAGGCCUAAUUGUGAGGUCAUUUUCGGGCCUCUCGAAAGUCAAAAUAAUUAGGUUUUAAUGUCAACGUCAAUGUAAAUGUCACUGUCAUCGUCGACGUCGAUGUCAUUGUCAAUGUCAAAGUGACAGCGAGACAAAGUGAUUGAUGUCGACUUUGACAUUUCGAUUUUGACAUAUUGACAUUUUUUUUUUGGAGAAACGUAUUGUAGUAACAGUGUCUUGGUCAGCAAAAAAAUCGGGUUAUAGAUUAGGUUCUGUGGGUUUUUUUAAAGAACCCCCAUAGGAAUUGUAUUUAGGAGUAUUUAUUGAAAAGUUUGCUAUUAUUAAUAUUACUAUUGAAAUCGGGCUUUGAAUAGAUUUGUAUGUCAAACAAUGAUUGAAAGUGAUUUUCGAAAAUGUAUAAUUAUAUAAUUUUUAAUAAUUAGGGAUGAUGGCAGUAUUUAAAAAUAAUAUUUGAACUCAUUUAU